Polyodon spathula (Mississippi paddlefish) is the source of this 1654-nucleotide messenger RNA. RefSeq names its product probable 3-hydroxyisobutyryl-CoA hydrolase 3. The coding region runs from base 1093 to 1392 and encodes 99 amino acids. The record is from RefSeq and is a predicted model, not a curated record. The transcript is spliced from 4 exons. Gene Ontology annotation, molecular function: 3-hydroxyisobutyryl-CoA hydrolase activity. Gene Ontology annotation, biological process: L-valine catabolic process. NCBI's taxonomy places the organism in Eukaryota, Metazoa, Chordata, Actinopteri, Acipenseriformes, Polyodontidae. Gene Ontology annotation, cellular component: mitochondrion.
CACAAACUACUUGUCUAUUAAAGAUAUAGCCUUUUAAGUUUGGUGCAUUUUACCAGCCAUCUGGGAACAGGGGCUAGAUCAAAAAAGCUACUCAGUACUUGGGGAUAAGUGCAACAUCCUGUUUGUUCUAGAUGUAAAUGACUAUUGUCAGGGCUUAGGUAUAUAAUGAUGUAUACUGCCAAAAAUGCAACAGCAAAUACAACAUUAACACUAGAUAAACUGCUUUCAAAUUGUUCAGUAACCCUCAUGCAUUUUUUAAAAACACUGCCACUGCUUAAAAAUGAUCUAUGACUGAAAUUGUGGAGAGCUUACAGGACGCUGUAUAAUAUUGCAGUUUUAUUUCGAUUAAACAAAUGAAAAUGCACUGAGAUUUGUAGCAAGUUGUGUAAUGAGGUUAAUAUGCCUGUGUGAUUUACACAAAUUACAAUUGUUCAAUUAUGACACUGGGGAUAACACUUUUAGCAUUAACUUUGGUCUCAGAGAUUUUUUUCAUUGCAGUUUUAUUAAAGAGAUUGAUCAUUUUAAGAGGUAUGGCUAUGUUUUAUGCUAAUUGUAUCAAGACUUUUCCAGAGAAAGUAUUAUUAGGUGUCUGUCAUUCUUUCUCCUAUAUAUUAUUGAUGCCCAUAUUCACUCUGGUAGAUACAUGUUUACAAAUGAGCAGAAAUCUUAAAUUUGGUAACCAGCUCCAGUGGACUAAAUCCUUACGAGAUGUAUAUUUUCCAUAUAUGGUUGGUGAUACAUGUGAUGGCGAAGGGCAGUAGAGAAUGCCCCACAUAGGAAGAAGGUGUCUGCAAAAAUGCCCAUUCUGAUGACUUUUGACCACAUGAGUUUCCAUGUUGGGGAUAACCUAGACAAAUAACAUUAAUGUAGCAACCCCCCUUUGGUCCACUAGAGCUUGGAUGGCCCCUAUUAAAUGAACACCAAUCAAACAAUUUAGCAUUGGUUCAGAAUAGCCCUAAAAGAAAAGCAUCUCAACAUCCGACAAUAAUAAAUGGUAUGGGCCUGGGUCUUUGCCUUGGCCGUUUACAUCCAUUUCUCUUGUAUUGUUUCAAUGUUGAGGGUCAUACUCUUUGUCCUAUCCAGCUGUGACAGAUGCUGGAAAAGUGGGAGACAGGCUAUCCCAAGACUACUUCUGGGAAGAAUACCAAUGCUAUUGGUACCUACCAGAAACCAUAUGUUGCCCUUAUUGAUGAAAUUACAAUGGGAGGUGGUGUCGGCCUGUCUGUAUAUGGACGCUUCAGAGGUGCUACAGAAAAGACGGUGUUCGCCAUGCCGGAGACGGGAAUAGGAUUGAAAGGCUGGUCUGAAGUUCAGUACUUAAUCUCUUGGUCCUUUAGUGAACGUGAACGGUGGGGGACAAUGGCACUGGCUGCAAUCAAGCAGGCAUCAUAACCUCCCACUACAGCUGUGCAAGAGAGUCCCUGCCAAGAUUACUGUGGCCGGAAGAGCCUGCCUGUGUGCAGUCAGCCUGGCCGCUACAGCUGUUGGGGUGGGAGGAAGACCUCCCACAGUGGCCCCCACCCUUGGCCCAUUGGUGCCCCUGUUGCUGGACCGGGACUGUGAAGCAGGACUUUGGGACUAAGGGGGGAGGUGGCCGUUGGGACAGGUGUGCUUUGCACAAGGGGAGGGGGAAUAUGUGACAGGGCUAGGAGUG